CCAAGCAUUGUGAUAGCUGCGGAAACACUGCGAAUAAAACAAUGAAAUUGACAGACACGACAACAGAAUUACUAAGAUCUACCCUUGGAGAUUUAGAGGAGCCGUUUUCUGCAGAGUUAGAGGAAUCAGCGACCAGUAUGACGGCAUGUCUCAAGGAUGUUCUUCUAUCACAUUCGAGGUCAACUGAAGCAAGCGGAGAUUCUCAGGAAAGCAGCAUGAUUCACAACGAGAAGGAGAGUGUGAAAAGGGCUGCUCAAAAGUUGGACGCUAUGAACGAUGCAUUCUUUGUCCGCUUGGUUCCCUCAGAAAAUCUUGUACUUGAAUCACCCGGCUUGACAUCAUCUCUAAAGAAGGUGUCCGCGAAAGACAUUAAGGGUCUAGGUAUGGAAUACGGGCCAACAAAAUUCAAACUACCAGGAAACCUAGGAAAUAUGGGCAAUGGGAAUAUCAAUGCAAAGAUGAAAUCUGCUGAUUUUAAUCCAUUCAGCUGGGACAACAGCAGCACGAAAGUCCAAUCUACCGUAAUAAGUCUCGACCUCCAAUCGGAAAACGGAACAAAGCUUAAUGUUUCAAACCUGGAUAACUACAUCGAAAUCGUCAUCCCAAUUUUCAGCCCACCCUCAAAGACCAACAACAACACAGCAGUGAUCGAACAUCAUUUUCUAAAGCCCAACAAAUUGACUGUUCGUAGCUACCACGCAGAACUAGCAGAUGUACCCGUUUUCAUCAAGUUAGGUGUAGCAGGAGUGGACAGAUCGCUUACAGUGCUUGUGAAAUUUGGAUCGAGGCCUUCGAUGGAGAGCUCUGAUCUUAACUUCACUGUUAAGUUCAUUUCGAUAUGCGGAAACAGGACCAAGGUUAAACCAGACGAAUCUUCCUGCAUUCUCAACGAGAAAACCAUCACUGUACUUCCAACGAAACCAACCUUCAUUUAUAUUGGUUUAUUUUUGGAAACAUCAAAAAAUGCAAGUAAACAUUCAAGAGAGAGGCGGUCGUGCUUUGGUCAAGGUCGCCAAAGACGAUCCUGUGUUGGUGUUAAAGACCCGCCUCCUAAAGGGGUCACUCAGACGAUUGUACCUCAGUACGACCCAUAUUCUGAUGUCAACUACACUUUCACUGUAACUCAGACAAGCUGUUUGUAUUGGUCUGAAGACAAGGAAAAGUGGACUUCUGAUGGUUGUAAGGUCGACUCAGGUUCCAACACCACGCAUCUUAAAUGCCUCUGCAAUCAUUUGACCUCUUUUGGUGGAAACUUUAUCCAAUCGCCCAAUCCUAUUGAUUUUGACAAAGUUUUCACAGAGUUUUCGCGCCUCAGUGAGUCUGGAAACAUUUCAGUGCUUGUGACAAUUGCAUGUGUGUUUCUCAUCUACUUCAUCGUGUUGGUGUUUGCUAGGAGAGCUGACAGAAAAGAUAAAAGCAACAUUUGCUCCCCGCAAUAUGUAAAUAUUGUUGAUGAAGGAACUUACUAUUACGACAUGGUUAUCAGUACUGGCGUCUGGAAGGCCUCAUCAACGACUGCAAACGUUACAAUCAGUAUAAAAGGGGAAAAUAACGACCACUAUCAAAUUCCCUUGAGGAAAAACGGAGAUACGAGUACGAGUUCUAAUUUUGGUCGCGGAAGUGUAAAUGGGUUUAUCCUAGUUAGCGAUGAAUCGUUCGGAAAUUUGACCGAAAUAACUUUGGAACACGAUAAUUCGGGAGAGAGUCCAUCUUGGUUUGUAGAGACAGUGGUGAUAAGAGAUAGGCAAACGAAGGACCAGUGGGUGUUCCCCGUGAAUAGAUGGCUUGCUCUAGAAAAGGACGAUGGGCAGAUAGAAGUUAGGGUUGAAAGCAAAAGUAUCACUUCCUUCUCAGCAGAGGUGAGAUCGCGCUUUGGAAGAAAACUAGCUGACAGUCAUUUGUGGGUGUCGGUGUUUGGAAAAGCACGCGGGAGUACAUUCACUCGCGUGCAAAGAGCGUCGUGUUGUCUUUCAGUUCUCUUCAGUGCCAUGAUUGCUAAUGCUAUGUUUUACAACAUUGGCGGAGAAUCAGAAGGUGCGAUACAGAUCGGACCAUUCAAGUUCUCUGCAAGACAGAUAGUCAUUGGAGUACAGAGCGGUAUCAUAGUCGCACCAGUGAACAUCUUAAUCGUAUUUCUGUUUAAGUCUAGCAGAACCAAAACGGAAAAAGCAGACAAAUAUGAAGAAUCCUUCGAAGCACAACAGCUCGUCGAUGAAAUAAAAGGUGAAGGCUGUAUGCUGCCUCGUUUCUGUAUAUACAUCGCUUGGUUUCUCUGCUUUAUGACCACCAUGACUGCAGCAGCAUUUACGUUAUUCUACAGUUUAAUGUGGGGAAAAGAGGUUGCUGAGCAGUGGCUGGCGUCCAUUCUUAUCUCCAAUGGACAAGAUGUUUUUGUUACCCAACCAACAAAGGUCAUGUUAGCAGUUCUUGUCGUUUCCUUUCUAUUGAGUAGAAACAAAAACGAAGAAGAUAAAGAGGAAGAGGUGAAAGAGAACGAUUCACUAAAGGAUGAAAUAGAUUUCCUGAGUGAAAACCCCAAACGACGCUUUAAACAGAAUCUCAUGGAAAAGAUGCGAGAACGCAGCAGGAAAGAGGCUCAACUGGCCAACAUGGCGAGAGAAAUUGUCCUUCACUUAAUCUUUGUGUUUCUGCUCUCUAUCGUCUGUUACGGAAACAAGAAUGCGAACCGUUUUUUAAUGACGACCGAAAUGAGGAAUUCUUUCCCAAAGUUCCACCUGGUCUCUGACUCAAAGAAACUGUGGGGAUGGAUGAGACAGGAGUUUUUGCCCAACAUUUAUACCCAAUCCUGGUACAAUGACAUCGAAGACAAAAAUGAUGUGUACAUCGCCAAUAGGAUGUCAAUUUUAAUUGGCAUGCCUUGGAUGCGACAGUUGAGAAUUCAUGCAAAUCCCUGUGAAUCAAUUCCUGAAGUUAUACCAAACUGCUUCUACGAUUAUUCUCCAAGGAUGGAGGAUACAACCGAGUUAAGCCUGCCCGGAUGGAGGUCACUUCCAGACAAUACAUCAUGGCCAGAAGCUCUUCAAAUCUGCCCGAAACCAUGGCGUUACCAGACAGCUGAAAACCUCGGCAUUGAUCCUAUCAAAGCCGUAUACAAUUCUUAUGGAGGAGGUGGUUACGUAGCUGCCCUGGGUUAUGAUGCACAAACAGCGCAUAGCGUCCUGGGGGAGACCCUGGGUCUUGGAUGGCUUGAUCGUAAUACUCGUGUUGUAGUUCUGGAAUUUGCGGCGUUCAAUAUUAAUACUAACCUGAUUAGCAUUGCUACAUUCAUCUACGAAAUGAUUGCGUCUGGUGCAGCCUACACUACAUUGAAGGUGGAUACACUCGAGUUAUAUUCUACGGAGUCUGGGGCUCUUAUGUUCUAUCUCAUUUGCCAGUUUCUUUUCUUGGCAAUGGUGUUGUUCUACUUCAUUAAGUUGUUGAUUCACCUCUACCGACAGAGGUUUGCAUUUUUCAAGUCUGUCUGGAGUAUGGUUGACUUCUUGACAGUUAUUUCUUCUAUUACGUCAGUCACGUGCUACAUGAUAAGAUCCAAGAAAAUCUUGAACAGCAUCAAAGCUAUUCAAAAUAAUCCCUACGAAAUUAUUCAUUUCCACUCUGCUUUAAGUUGGGCUAACUGGGAGAAUGCCUCUAUUGCCCUCGCCAUUUUCAUGGUCACAGUGAAGCUUUUAAAUCUGAUUCGUUUUAAUCCUUAUGUCAUUUAUUUAUUUUCAUCUUUCCGUCAGUCUGUUGGGUACCAACUGUCCUACUUGAUUUUCUUCGUUAUAGUCUUCAACGCCUUUGUCAUAUCGGGAAUGCAGCUUUUUGGCGGCGUUGUUUUUCACUACUCCAGUUAUUUACAAGCAGUUAUUUCACAAUUAGAAUUCCUGUUAGGAAAAGCAGUCCCAAUCGCUCAACUUCGCGAAGAUAAACCGUUCAUCGGCCCAACUUUUGUUCUGUCAUUCAUGGUAAUGAUGACGAUAGUUCUUAUGAAUAUGCUGGUUUCGGUUUUAAACGAAUCAUACGCUGACGCCCGAGAAAAUGCAGAGGAAAGUGCAGAAGAACUUAAAAUGGCGCACUUCUUUGGGGAGCGUUUCAUGGGGUUAUUUCACGAAGAGAAAAGACAGCCAGAGUUUAGGUUAUUUUGUGAUGAUGCAACUUUUGUGAACAUGUGUCGCUCUGAUGCAGAGCCAUUCUGUUUAAAUUCAAAAAGUCUCCUUAAGUGAACAGAGGAACGAUUAGAAAAAAUUGAUAAAAGACUUGACGUCCUUACCAGACGCACAGAAGGCAUUGAUCUCGACUACUUGCGAGAGGAGAAAGAGUUCGUAGCUCUCGUUACCUCAAUCAUUACUCUGCAUUAAGAUGGUCCGCUUCUUUUUAAUGCUAGCCAAACAUUGUUGGAUAUUUUACCCCUUUCCCAGGAUGAACUAAUGAUCGAUGAGUUAGCAAAAUGACACUUGCUUAGUAUAAUGUCUAGAACUAGACGACCUUCAGAUGGUCUACAUCUUUGGUAAAUGGUGAAGUUAUCGAGUAUAGCUUUAUCUCCUGGUUUGAGAGUCUUAAAACAAUUCAUGCCUUG
Messenger RNA from Stylophora pistillata, 4576 nucleotides. RefSeq names its product polycystin family receptor for egg jelly-like. Gene Ontology annotation, biological process: detection of mechanical stimulus. Lineage: Eukaryota; Metazoa; Cnidaria; Anthozoa; Scleractinia; Pocilloporidae. Gene Ontology annotation, cellular component: membrane. The record is from RefSeq and is a predicted model, not a curated record. Gene Ontology annotation, molecular function: protein binding; calcium ion binding; calcium channel activity.